Messenger RNA from Aspergillus calidoustus, 699 nucleotides. NCBI's taxonomy places the organism in Eukaryota, Fungi, Ascomycota, Eurotiomycetes, Eurotiales, Aspergillaceae. The record is from the annotation of a GenBank genome assembly.
AUGUCCGCCUCGACCUCUCGUACAUGGAAGACGCGCCUCUUCACGGCAACAAGCCUAAACGACUACCUCGCACGCAGCGACCAUUCUAUAACCUGGCUGACCUCACCAAGCCCGAACCCAUCCCAUGCGGCCCCUAGUCCGCCAGAGCGGAAAACAACACCCACCUUCGAACAGCACAUGUCCACUGUCGACUUCAUCGUCAUGGGCCGCCAGACCUUCGACGUGUGUCUUUCACUACCGGAUUGGUCGUACCCGAAGGACAAGGAGUUACUUGUUCUUUCGAGGAGGAUGGAUUGUCUUCCUGUGGAUUUGAUGGUUGCGAAGGGGUUGCGUGUCAGUGGGAAUGGGAAUGGGAAUGGUAAGGUGAGGAUUGUGCGGUCGAUUGAUGAGGUGAAGCGGGUUUUGGAUGCGGAGGUGAACAGGGGGAGGAUGGUUUAUGUUGACGGUGGCCAGACGGCGAGGGAGUUUCUGAGAAGGGGGUGGGUGGAUGAGGUUGUGCUUACUGUUGCGCCAGUUGUGCUGGCUGGGGGUGGGAGAGGGUUGUUUGGUGGGUUGGGGCCGGAGUUGGAAGCGGAGGGGAGGAGAGAUCUGGAAUAUACGUUGGUUGGGGUGGAUGUCAUUGAGAAUGGAAUGGUGACAGUUUACUAUCGGGCCAAAGAUGAUGGCAAAGGGGAGAUGGGUGAAACAGAGGAUGAAUAG